Cimex lectularius (bed bug) is the source of this 1816-nucleotide messenger RNA. RefSeq names its product 1-acyl-sn-glycerol-3-phosphate acyltransferase alpha-like. NCBI's taxonomy places the organism in Eukaryota, Metazoa, Arthropoda, Insecta, Hemiptera, Cimicidae. The coding region runs from base 967 to 1767 and encodes 266 amino acids. The record is from RefSeq and is a predicted model, not a curated record. Gene Ontology annotation, cellular component: endoplasmic reticulum. Gene Ontology annotation, biological process: phosphatidic acid biosynthetic process. Gene Ontology annotation, molecular function: 1-acylglycerol-3-phosphate O-acyltransferase activity. The transcript is spliced from 5 exons.
UUCUUAACAGACAAGGAAUCAGAGAAAUGGUUCGUUACAUCUCCAUAUUGAUUAAUGAGCCUAACUAUCCCAGAAAGACUAGAUUCCGACUUAUAAUUCGCUCUUUAUUUUGAAAUAUAGAAUAGCUCUCAGGAGCUGGGAAACCCUUUUACCAAUGCAGGACAAGAUCUCCGGUAAUCAAUCCUAUUGUUAAACAUCUUCCAUAAGAACAAGGCCAAAGUCAAAAUUCUUAUCUCUUUCAAAGAGUCCAGUCCGAUCAAAUUCAGCCUUAUCGUACAAACGAAGUCACUGGUGUGAUGUGUAUUCAUUUUUAAUAGAAAAUAUUUGGAUACGUUCGUUUGUACCCUCUCAAUCACGAGAUCAGUGGAUUGAUCCAGGUGACCAAACAAUACUUGCUUACUCCAAACCAAAUGACAACAAACGAGUGAUCGGUAGAGGAUUUUUACGGCAAAUACGUUUUUCAAAUCUACCAUCUGCCUUUUAAAGAAGCCAAAAUUUUUCAAAGUUUUUUUUUAUCAGUUUCAAGGUGUUUUUUUAAAAAAAUAGUAUAAUCCCACUACUCAAGGAAAUUUUUAAUUGUGCUAAUAUUAAAAUAUGUGUUAGCUAAAAAAAGUAAAGGUCAUCUUGCAUUAACUCUCUCUUCUCACACCUAUGGGAAUCAACACUAACAUAACAAAGAAAAAAAUCUCGGCUUAUUUGCAUAUAAUCAUUCUAUGUAAAAUCCACUUUAGUUUUCCAACUUCAGUGCAAACGGUCUAUUGUUCUCAAUAAUAUUUAUAUUUACAAUUUUUGAAAAAAAUUUAAUAUUUUGCUGAAAUACUAAAAAAUUCUGGUCUUAGAAAUAAAACAGCCAAAAUAUUUAAAUAAAGUCUUUUUUUUACGAGUAGUAUAAAAGACAAAUUAUUUUAAUUAUUACAUUUAAGAAAUUAUUAUUAUUUUAUUGUUUGUGUGAUUGUGAGACCAGGAAUGUCGGUUAUUUGGAUUUUAGUACUAAUCAUUUUUAUUCUUGAUCAAAAAAGUAGAAAGUUUUCCUACUGUGUCCGUUGGGUAUACUUUCUUACAUUGUGCUUGAUUGCCGGCACAGUUGCUUUUCCAUAUUUUGUCUUCAAAAAGAACAACCCAAGAAAUCUCUGGAUGUUUGGACACUUAUCGGACAUCAUUUUCUGGUUGAUGGGUAUACAAUUUGAAUUAAGAUCUGACGGAAAAUCAAAGGUAGAUGGUCAUGGAAUCAUUGUUGUAAAUCAUCAAUCCACCAUUGAUGCUUUAUGCUCAACCAAGAUGUAUAGACAUUAUGGGGACUGUGUCGGAGUGGCGAGGAAGGAGAUAAAAUAUCUUGGCCUUAUGGGACCUUCGAUGGUUAUGGGCGGUUACAUUUUUAUAAACAGGGGCAAUAAAGAAUCAGCGAUUAAAGAAAUAUCCAAAGGAAUCGCUAAUCAUUUAAGAAAUUAUAAAGAUGGCAAAGUAAUAAUUUUUCCUGAAGGGACGAGGAACAAGAUCGGAAGUGAAUUUUUACCAUUUAAAAAAGGAGCUUUUCGAGCUGCCAUCGACAAUCAAGUGCCAAUCUUUCCUUGUGUUAUAUCACCGCUUAAUUUUAUCAAAAAGGACAAAUAUUUCAACAAAGGUAAAAUAAUAGUUACUCAGUUGGAGCCUAUACCUACUGUCGGCAUGACAGCAGAAGACAUAGAUUCCUUAAUAGAAAAAACAAGAAAUGUCAUGGCAAUAGAAUAUAAAAAAUUAGGUGAUGAGCUAUAUCCUAAAAGUUUGUAACAAGCUGAAAAUGCUUAAAUUAUGUAAUUAAAAAUUAAUUUAAUAAAUA